This is a messenger RNA of Daphnia carinata, 680 nucleotides long. RefSeq lists its product as uncharacterized. NCBI's taxonomy places the organism in Eukaryota, Metazoa, Arthropoda, Branchiopoda, Diplostraca, Daphniidae. The transcript is spliced from 2 exons. The coding region runs from base 39 to 401 and encodes 120 amino acids. The record is from RefSeq and is a predicted model, not a curated record.
ACCUAAUCCUCGCCAAUUCGAGAUGGUAAUCGGUCUUGAUGGUAUAUAAGAGCGGAAGAACGGACUCAUAUUCAACCCAAUCCCGGCCAACGUCUUCUAGCGUGAACAACCCUUUAAUUUUUAGAGCAAACAUGAAGUGCCUUAUGAUGAUUGCCGCCUUGCUGAUGAUCUGGGCAACGAUCUGUUUGGCUAAUCCAGCCGAAGCCGAGGUGACCAAAGCGAUUGACGGUGAGGCGCACGACUUGGUCGGAGACGAACACUUUCUCAAGAAAUACAAGAAACACCGGGCCUACCAUCCAGUCCCCGUCUAUCGGCCAGUUUAUCACCCGGUACCUGUUUACCAUCCCGUUCCCGUCUACCAUCCAGCUCCGGUUCACUACAAGAAGUUCCACAAGGGUUAACUGGAAUACACACUUCGUGGCAUUCAAGUUUCUCCAGUGAAUAAAAACGCACAAAAACAAAAAAAAAAAAAAAAAAAAACAGGCAGAGCUACAACUCAAACAAAAACAACCCAAAAAAAUGUCGAGCUUUCUCUGCACAACGUGUACCAUUUCUUUCACCUGUCAAUCACCGUUGCCAACUUGUUACGGCACAAUGUGCUUCAAGUUAUUUGUACUUAAAGGGAAUUCUUUUUUCGCUCUUGAUUUUUUGUUGUUGAAAUACACGCUUUUGUAAAGAAA